This is a messenger RNA of Peromyscus californicus insignis, 2772 nucleotides long. RefSeq names its product zinc finger and SCAN domain containing 26 (gene Zscan26). The transcript has 6 exons. Bases 437 to 2017 code for a protein of 526 amino acids. Gene Ontology annotation, molecular function: DNA-binding transcription factor activity, RNA polymerase II-specific; RNA polymerase II cis-regulatory region sequence-specific DNA binding. The record is from RefSeq and is a predicted model, not a curated record. Lineage: Eukaryota; Metazoa; Chordata; Mammalia; Rodentia; Cricetidae. Gene Ontology annotation, biological process: regulation of transcription by RNA polymerase II.
GGCGGAAGCUACGGUUCUUGGGCACGGGAGAGGGAUGCAGCCGAGGACGUAGUGAGCUCGCAGUUUGUUGUUGAGACAGCUUCGUACUUACCCUGGAACACACUGUGUAGCGUAAGCUGACCUCAGACUCCUGAACAUCCUCCUGCCUCAGCAUGGGAUUACAAACGUGAGCCAGCACGCCUGGCUUCCGUUGGUUUUAUUUUGUUGUGGUUUUGUUUUGAGAGCGUUUCGUCAAGCCCAAAGUGGCGUCACUCCUUUGGUGGAGGACACCCUUGAUUUGAGCGCCUGUUUCUCUUUCUUCCACCUCCGAACGCUGAGCUCAUAGGCCGGCGCUCCCACACAUGGCUUCUGCUGCAUGUUUAAGUAGUUUCCACUGAGUCCCUCAGGAUACGGUCAAGAAAGUUCUCCAAAACAAAGUGCCUGAAUUCAGCAAGGGAUGGCACUGGCCUUGAUCCACCCUAGCAAGCGUGCAUACUCUUUGGCUCCCCUGGGUCUGAAGGAGGAGCUUCAGGGAUUCAGAGUUGAAGGAAACAGAAAAGGCCUUGGGCAGGAGCCAUUGAGCAAACAGUUCAGGCAGCUGCGCUAUGAGGAGAGCACUGGACCUCGAGAGGUUUUACGCCGACUCAGGGAGCUCUGCAGACAGUGGCUGCAGCCUGAGACCCGCAGCAAGGAGCAGAUCCUGGAGCUGCUGGUGCUGGAGCAGUUCCUGACCAUCCUGCCAAGAGAUCUGCUGGUCCAGGUGCUCGAGCACCACCCAGAGACUGGGGAGGACCUGGUGGGAAUACUGGAAGAUUUGCAGCGAGACCGUGGAGAAGCAGGACAGCAGAAGGACCCAACCCAAGGAAACAGACAGACUGUGCUGGUCCUGCCUGAGCGUGAGGUGCGGAAGCCUGAGCAUGAGGUGUGGAAGCCUGAGUGUAAGGUGCAGAAGCCUGAGCAGGAGGUGCAGAAGCCUGAGUGUGAGGUGCAGAAGCCUGAGCAGGAGGUGCAGAAGCCUGAGUGUGAGGCGCAGAAGCCUGAGCAGGAGGUGCAGAAGCCUGAGCGAGAGGUGCAGAAGCCUGAGCAGGAGGUGCAGAAGCCUGAGCGGGAGGUGCGGAAGCCUGAGAAGAACAAGGGUAAGGAAACAAGGAAUGGGAGUGGGAAGCUUGUUAUAGUGACAGACCAUUGUGGAAGAAUCAAAUCAUCUUGUACAACAUCUAAACCCAUGGAGUCCCGCAGUGAGAACUUGCACUUCAAAAAGCAACCAACCAUGCCCAAGGAGAAAACUAGCAGCCAGUGCUUGGAAACUAAGGAGAGACUUGUCCAGCACUCAGCCCUGACUGAACACGAAAGGGCACAUACAGGAGAAAAGUCUCGUGAAUCUGUAGUGUGUCAGAGUUCUGUUCCUACUGAGCAACAGGAAGUCCUCUCUAAAGAGAAAGGUCACCCCUGUCAUGAGUGUGGGAAAGUCUUUCAGAGGAGUUCACACCUCAUCAGACAUCAGAAAAUCCAUCUUGGUGAGAAGCCUUACAAGUGCAAAGAGUGUGGAAAAGUCUUCAGCCAGAAUGCAGGCCUUUUGGAGCAUCUCAGAAUCCACACUGGAGAAAGACCCUAUCUGUGUAUCCAUUGUGGAAAGAACUUCAGAAGAAGCUCUCAUCUUAAUCGACACCAAAAAAUCCACAGUCAGGAGGAGCCCCGUCAGUGCAAGGAGUGUGGGAAAACCUUUAGUAAGGCCCUGCUCCUCACCCACCAUCAGAGAAUCCACGGCCGUGCCAAAAGACAUUAUUGUAACGAGUGUGGGAAAGGCUUCAGUUUGACUUCCGACCUUAUUCGACAUCACAGGAUUCACACUGGAGAAAAACCUUUCAAAUGUAAAGUGUGUCAGAAAGCCUUCCGUCUAAACUCACACCUAGACCAGCAUGUCAGAAUCCACAAUGAAGAAAAACCCUACCAGUGUAGUGAAUGCAAAGAAGCCUUCAGGCAGAAGUCAGGUCUCUUUCAGCAUCAGAGACAUCACCACAAGAGCAAACUGGCUUGACGAGGUUCUCUGUUUGAGAUAUUGGAAUGUUACAUUGACAAGCAAACAGUGCUUUUUAAAAAGUCACCUUGGCAUCAGAGUUCUUGGGGGCCAAAUUGGAAGCCAUUUGCCUCCAUUGUUUUUCUCUCCUUUGGUUUAAAGCCAUAAUGAGACUAUCAUAAUUUCACUUUAGGUGGUGGGAUCAGAGUUAAACAAUUCUUCACUAGAAGACUUCUCAGAGUUUUUAGUGUGAUAAGUACAUGAUUAUUUAUUUCUAAGUAAUAGCCUCAUGUAUGAAUGAAAUCUUUGAAAUCAGCAAGUCAAGUGCCUACAGAUUUAUAUAGAAUGAGAGCAAGCUGAUUAUUUUUGCAAGUACUAUAGCAGCAGGCUCCUGUAAAGUAAAACUAAUGAGGGUUGGGGGGAUGGUUCAGUGGUUAAACCAGUUGCUAUGCAAGUAUAAGGACAAUAUUUUGGAUCCCCAGCCCCCAUGUAGAAGUCAAAUGGGUAUAAGUCAAAUGGGUAUAGUGGCCUGAAUGUGGUCCUACCCCUCAGGAGGCAGAAUGGAAUCUUUAGGGCAAGUGGAUUAGCCAGACUAGCUUUAUCAACAAUCAUGGAUUCAGGUGGGAGAAUUUGGAGAGCAGUUGGUGGAAUGAUCAAGGAAGACUCCUGAUAUUAAUCCAAUUGCACAUGCACCCACGCACAUGUCUACCCCACACAUGCAAACAUCACACACACACACACACGCACACACACACACACACACACACACACACACA